GGUUUCAUUUAAAUGAUGCAGCACGAUAACGGUUUUACGGCUUUUGUAACCGAAACUUAACAAAGUUUUUUCGGUAAAGUAAUUAAUUUCAUUAAUUUGCCACAAUUUUUAUAUAUUCCCAACAGUUUUUCCUUAGCUUCUAUUUUACACGACACGCGUUACUCCUUUUAACAGUUGUUAGCUGCUCGUGAGUUUACCUGCUGUUAAAAAACUAGCUAAAUGUCAUAUUUUCUAACGCCUGAGGAGCUUAUGGAAAACCACAUUACACUGACUGAUAUUGAUCUUGAAGUUUUCUGGCAUGUCUCUGUUCGGGUCAGAAAACAGUGCUGUGCUCGGUUCUCCUGGUGGAUUUUCUCACAGCACCUCUGAAGCACAGGAUGGAGAUGCUUAUGAUGCCGGAGAAAUUGUUGAUUUCACACAAGAUUUGUUAUGCUUCACACCUCUGUCCGAUCACACUGAUGACAAAUCAUCUCUUAGUCCCAAAGACCUAGAGAGACAAUUUCACCCAUACACCUCAGAGGACCAAAAGGAGAAAUAUGUUGGCAUUGAUACUCUGCCAAAGCAAGUCCAUCGUAAUACAUUGAAAAAUGGAUUUGAGUUCAAUCUUAUGGUUGUUGGUGAAUCUGGCUUAGGCAAAUCCACACUGGUCAACAACCUUUUCUUCACAAACCUCUAUAUAGACAGACACCUGUACGAUGCCUCAGAGAAGAUAAAUCAGACAGUAUCAAUAACAAAGACUACUGUAGACAUUCUUGAAAACGGAGUAAAGCUGAGGCUCACUAUCGUAGACACCCCCGGUUUUGGGGAUUGUCUUAACAAUGAUAAAAGCUGGCAGGGGGCUGUGGAUUAUGUAGAUCAGCAGCUGGAGCACUACCGCAAAGAUGAGAUGGGAAUAAACCGUAAAAACAUGACAGACAAUAGAGUUCACUGCUGUCUCUACUUCAUUUCACCUCAUGGUCAUGGCCUCAGGCCAAUUGAUGUGAACUUUAUGUUGGCCCUGCAUCAAAAGGUCAACAUUGUGCCUGUGCUGGCCAAAGCGGACAGUCUCACCCCAACAGAGAUCCAUGAAAUGAAAGCUAAGAUAAGAAGUGAAAUUGACAAGUAUAAAAUCAAGAUCUUCCAGUUGCCAGAGUCUGACCUGGAUAAAAAUAAUCUCAUUGGGGUGCAGGACCUAAAGGAUAUUAUACCCUUUGCUGUCAUUGGAAGUAAUACAUUAGUGGAAAACAAUGGCAGGAGAGUACGAGCUCGUGCAUAUCCAUGGGGUGUGGUCGAAGUUGAGAAUCUAUCUCACAAUGAUUUUGUGCAUCUGAGGAAUACACUGAUACGCACGCACAUGCAGCACCUGAAAGAUGUGACCCACCGCACGCUUUAUGAAAACUAUCGUAUAAAUGUCCUGUGCAAGAACCCAUGCCUGGAGAAUGAAUGAGGAUGUGGAUAACAGAAGAGGACAACGUGAUUCACUAAUGAAAUGAAAUAGAAAUUAAAGGACACAGCAAUAGGGUUACAUAGUCAAAUGCAAUAAAAAUACAAAUUUAAGAGAUAAGAUUAAUUAUUUCAAGUGAUUAUUAUUCAUACAUUUUAAGAAUUAAUGCUAUAUUUAAGUGUGCUAAAAUGUAAACCACUAAAACAAUAUUUUAAAGCAGUUAUGAUGCAGAAAUGUACAGGGAUGUCAACAAAAUGUUUGAUGUAAAUUUAAUUUCAUUAUAAAUUACUAUAUAUUUCUAUAACUAAAUGAACUGUUUUACAAUAAAGCAACUGUCACACUA
Messenger RNA from Misgurnus anguillicaudatus (oriental weatherfish), 1766 nucleotides. Its product is annotated as septin-5. Lineage: Eukaryota; Metazoa; Chordata; Actinopteri; Cypriniformes; Cobitidae. Gene Ontology annotation, molecular function: GTP binding. The record is from RefSeq and is a predicted model, not a curated record.